Molecule: messenger RNA, 2687 nt
Organism: Ornithodoros turicata
Lineage: Eukaryota; Metazoa; Arthropoda; Arachnida; Ixodida; Argasidae
Exons: 5
Coding region: 88-849 (253 amino acids)
Source: RefSeq, a predicted model, not a curated record
CGCAGUGCACUCUCGGUCUCGCAAAGGCACCUCGCGCGCAACCAUGCGUACCGCCAGUUUGUGGGGGACCCGGGGCCGGUCGGUAACAUGGCCGGUGCUCUGCAGCCGGUGGCUGGACGUCACAGAGUUACCGCGUGGUUAGCGUGUGCGGUAACGCUGAUGAUGGUGACAGCCGCUUUCGCUUUCACCACUGGUAACACGGAGCGCAAAUGCACCAACGACCAGUACCAGCAAUGCCUGCAAUCCCUGGAGAAUGUCGCCAAAGGAGAAGACCUUACUCUCGUAACCAGUAAGCGAGAGUUAGACAAUGUCUGUAGGAGGCUGAAGCAGGUCGUUUACUGCGUGGACGAACACACGGCUAAGUGCUUCGAAGAGACCCUCCAACGGGUUUUUAACCAAGUGGUGGCCGGGGCCAAGGAAAUCAUCGCCGAAGUUUGCAUCCCUGGACCAACGCAGGAUGACUUUCUCCGGCACGCUCGCUGUAACCGGAACGUGACGAUGGACGCUACGAAAUGUGCCCCGGCAUAUCGAAGAACGCUCAUGCUGGCCAAGACGGUCAGUCAAGAUAAGGACGUUGAUCAGGGAUUAAAACGUUCCUGCUGUGCCUUCAGCGAAUUCGUCCAAUGCAAGAACUUCCACGUGACCAGGGACUGUGGGGCCCGUGCUAGCGCCUUCUUUGCCCGACACAUGCAGCGCAUAUCGGGGCCCCUGAUGGACGACCACUGUGGCCAGUACGCUUUCGGAACAGAGUCCUGCAAUCCUUCCAGCAGCCGCUCAUCCGUCACACGUGACCCGCUGGGCGUCGUGUGGUUGGCUCUCAUGCUCGUAUUCACCAGUGUACCACGGUAGCUACGCGUACAUGCGUUGCCUCAUUACAGGAAACACGAACUGCUCGUCCACGUGGCUGAGUCCAGGACUGGACGUCCUGCAGCGUCCGUGAGUCGACGAGUCAUCGCUCCAGCUCAUUGCGUAUAGUAGUUGUAAAGAGUUCUACUCGCAGCGGGAACUCUUUUGUCCUGCUUUUGUGAUGGGAGUAAGUAUUUUGGAACGCAACAGGUACACGGAGCGGGUACUCGUAAGAUUCAACGGGUACUCUUAUCCAGCUGGGUGACGUAGCACUUGCUGCUUCGUAGGAAGGUAAAAUAUGCGUCACUCUCGUCUACUGAAGUGUUGAAGGAUUUUGCUGUUGCCGAGGAAGCCGCAUUUUUGAGCUGAACGUUCCAGUGAAACUUGUGCGGUGCGGCAGUUCGACUCUUUCGCGUCCUUCUCGUUCCUGGUCCUUGCGGAGAUAUAGUGGCUGUGUGGCGACGCCAGUUGUGCAAGUACAAGUUUGUAGGGACGGAAUCCUUACAGGAGAGUUAUACAAAAAGGACAGCGAAGGGGAUGCCUCAUAUCUGUACAUAGAUUACGUUCAUAUAUGCUGGUCAAUGAUUUGGACAGAGGAAGGAUUUUGAAAGACAACUAUGGACAUGCUGGUUCCAUAAACCUAUAGUUCCACCUGAAAACGGUGACCCUCCCCCUUCAGCUUCUUUUUCCAUGCUUCAGUUGAUAACGGCAGUAAGGUUCAAACGCUGAAACAACAGUGAAGCAACAUCUGAAACAACAGUGAAGGAGAAAAAGGAAGAGGCGAGGGCCACCGUUUUUCGACCGCCUCUUGUUCCAUUACCUUGGCGAAAAAACUGAGCACGGCUGAUAAUUUGCGCCUCCCAAAACGGAGGUCUUCGCAAUUUUGUCCCAGCUGUUACCAUUGUAAUAAGAUAUGUAUUCUCUGAUGGAAUGGGGUAAAAAUUGGGAAAAUCAACGUGACACUUAGGUUGGCAAAUUUCGGAGUUCCAAAGAAGAAAAUCCAAUUUCUCACGACCGAAAAUUGAUCGUAUGUGCUCGUAUGUUCGAAGUGCUCUAUGUCAUAGCAAAAGUUCGCCAAAGAUGAACACCGUCGGUCCCAUAAUUCUCAGACAAGCAGAUCUUUUAAUAUACUUUUGUGGGAUGAUAACCUUACCUUUUUUUCUAAUCUAUACUAAUGUAAUCUAAUCUAACGUUAGGUGAAACAUCCUGUAUAUCCAGCAUAAUUUGGGGCGAGGUGUUGCAACCCCUUUAGAGUUGAUGGCCCAGCAGGAGCUUGGGAUUCAAGAAGAAAUGAAGGUGAGAAAUUGGACAGCAAAGAAGAAAAAAAAAAGAUAAAAAUGAAAGGUAAACCCAAAUUACUGUCGCACAAGUGUGUGAAUCUAUAUAAUGCGACGCUGAGAUCCCUAAUCUUUGGAAUAUAUGGUAUUGUACAUAGAUUUAUGCAUCUGUUGUUCUUGCACCCGAUCUUGCAUUGUUCUUUUUGUGAAACAUUUCUCCUAGAUCUUGGUAACUCUCUUAGGAUCAGAGCAUCAUUCCAAUCUUGUACAUACAUACAACAACAUACUACGAAACCCUUACUCUAUAUUCUUAUAUGUAUAUAUAUAUGUACAGAAGAAGCCCUCGAACAGCGUCCUUCAGCUGUAUUGGGAUGAGCGUACACCUACCUUUCACAUUACACACGUGAACGUGCUUAAAGCAGAAGUAGUUAAGAGUUUGUUUCAAGUUUCUGUUUUCAAGCUGUUCCGGAGAAAGUAGUAUUUCAGCCGUGCUAGCACAUCGCAGAGAGCACGAAUCAAAUUUCCUUCAAAACGACGAGCAGGUGCUAGACUUCAUAAGUACAA